This is a messenger RNA of Lingula anatina, 598 nucleotides long. Its product is annotated as coadhesin-like. NCBI's taxonomy places the organism in Eukaryota, Metazoa, Brachiopoda, Lingulata, Lingulida, Lingulidae. The record is from RefSeq and is a predicted model, not a curated record.
AUGUCGCUGGGCAAGUGGAUAUUCUGAGUGUGCCGGCGUAUGUGGGCCACUUCCGGGGUCAACUUUGUAUCCAAACUGUACCCUUAUCAUCCCGUCUUCUAAGCGAAGUCUUUACGGCAGUGGGUUUUAUGCAGUAGCAAUAAUGUUGGAAGAUUUCCCUGCAACAAACAUAACACAGGGUGGAGUGCAGAAAGACGUAACAACUCCAUUGUCAAAGGUCCCGCUGCAGUAUCUUGCUCUCAUAAAGGAUGGUUGUAAUUGCGGCAACCCGCCAACUUUCAUAACUCCACUAGAUACAAAAAACCUACGUGCUGGGCAGACCUUCACGAAAGACUUAAUAGCAAUGUAUCCCAGUGGAAUAACUGCCAUCAACGUCGUUCCACCAACCGGUGCUAAUGUGGGUGCAAUGGUUACUGUAAAUGGUACCACGGCCUCGGUUAACAUAACCUGGACUCCGGCCCCUGCACAGCACGGACACCACCUGAUUUGUUAUCAAGCCUUUGGCGCUAAUAGAUGUCCUGGACCGUACCUUUGUGACAAAAUUGUAGUAGGUAAUGUAUAAUAUUUCGAUGUUGGUGGUUGCAACCUUGGAACUUGG